AUGGGACCCAAGAAAGAUAAAGACAAGUCGGGGGGUCCAGGCUCCAAAACCUGGGAACCAGGACUCAUCGCCGCCCCCUUUAACCAGGCUGACUGGAAGGGCUGCAUAAACUUCGUGGUUGGCAACCGGAUUGAGGAUGAUCUUCUUAUUAAUGCCCUUGCUCUUGCCAUCAACAUGCCCCAGAGGAAGCUCUUCAGCCUGGUGUCGUGGGAUAACAUCCUUAGUCAGAUCAAUGCACCUCCUCCACCCCCACCUGCAAAAGGAAAGAAACAAGCUGUAACUGCACCUUUGUAUUCUGAGGUAGUAAGUGCAGCCAGAGCCAUUACAAUUGCCGGAGAGAAACUUACCCAGCCACUGAUUGGGAAACUCAUUAAAUACGAACUGCUGAACCUCAAACAAAAGGAUGAACAACGAAGGGCUGCAGAGAAGAAGGCACUGGAAGACAAACUGAAGGCAGAAAAAGACAAAGAAAAAGGAAAAGUCAAGGCUGCUGGAAAGGAGAAGAAACCAGCCAAAGGGAAAGGAGGAAAGGGAAAGGACCAAGGAGAUCAAGGACAAGUAGUGAAAAAAGGCAGCAUGUUGAAACGGCGGGGAGAAGAAGAGGCAAUAAAAACAUACAUCGAUGAUGAGCCAGACGAUGGUGCCCAGCAUUACUUCAUCCUCACGGGCUUUCACAAUCCACAGCUACUGGCAAUUAUGGCGGAGCUUGGGAUUCCUGUAUCCAAUGUGAUUAAGAUAACUUCUGAGAAUUACGAACCUCUGAAGGCACACCUGGCAGGCCUUAGCCAGCCACACGAGGCCUCGCUGCUGUCAGAAAAUGUGCCUACAAUGUCAAAAGAAAUAGAAGCUGAAAAACUGAAGAAGGAGAAGGAAGUAAAAGAGCUUGAAAUUUUCUGGAAAUACUUGGAACCAAUUCUGAAUAAUGGGAAACCUGAAACGAAUCUCUUUGACAUUGCCAGGCUUGAGCACGUGGUGAGGGAAGAGUUCCUUCCCCUAGACUGGACGGACAGUGAACUACUGCUGGACUUUGGUACUGAACUUUUUGAAGUCAUUGCUUGCUUGAUAUAUGACAGCCUAGACUGGAGGCGGCAGCAUGUGAACUACUUAGAAAAUAUGAGACUUAUUAAUGUGCCACAAGUCUCGAGUGACAGACCGCAUCUGGACAUGCCCUGGACUCCUGAGGUAGGAGCAUCUGCAAGUUCAGCAGCCAUUUCAUCAAAGAAGAAAACACAGACGGAUGAGUCACAGCUAACGCGGGAUAGUUCUCUCUCUGCUGAAGUGGAUAUGAGAUAUUAUAAUGACUUGAUGGAACAGAUUCCUGAAGAAUUCAUUUCUGUGCCUUUGAUACUUAACGGCAUCUUGGAACAGAUUGUGGCAACAGAGAAUGAACUUCUCCCACCUAGCUUAAUGCCACCCAUACCCAGAGAGGAUGGGUUGGAUCCCAGGAUUGCAGCUCACAUUGUAUCCAUCCUGCCAUCUCUCUGUCUCACAGAGUCUGAAAAAGAGAAUCUGCAUCGGCUGUUCUUACCUGAAGAUGAGAGAGAGAAAAAAGCAGAUCAGAAAGGUCCUAUCAUACUGAACUACCAUGAUGCACAGGGUCACAAGAAGCAGGUACUAAAGGCCCAGAAGAAUUUUGACCCAGUACAAAUUGAGCAGGAGAUGCAGGCCAAGCUACCACUGUGGAAACUGCUUCAAUUCCCACUGCCUCCUUUGUGGAAUAACACCAAACGUCUGGCUACAAUUCAUGAACUCAUGCACUAUUGCACUAAUGAACUCCUGAGCUGGAAUGAAGUAGAAAGAGCCUUCAAAGUCUUUACUUUUGAAUGUCUGAAAUUAACUGAAGUAGAUGAUUUUGGAAAACUGAAGCCUUCCAGAACUGACGCUGGGUCUGAUUCUGAAAUAUUUCACAUUCCGUGGGACAAUCCUGCCAGAUUUGCUAAGCAGAUAAGACAACAACAACUUAUGAAAAGGAGUACUGAGGAAAAAGGGAUUGCAGCAGCAUCAGAUAGGAAAUUGACAUUUCCCCAAGAAGACUGGUUGAAAAGUGCAACGGAGAUGGCUGGCCUGAAGCAACUCAAGGAAAUUAAGAAAAUAGUUUCAGUCCUCUCUCUUACCCGAAAGUCAGCUGAUGCAAGCACCGUGAAAGCAAUGGAGGAAAACAAGAACGAGUCUCAGCAUGAAAAUAAACAACCAUUAGAGCUCAAGCAGCAGAUGACAUCGAAAUCCGCAGUGCCUCCUUUAAAUGAAGAGAUCAAAGGAGAAAAGGAUGAGAAUGAUCUUCAUGAAAAGAAACCAAAGAAGAUCAUCAUAGAAGCAGAUUUGGAAGACAUAAAAAAGACUCAGCAACGCUCUUUGACAGAAUGGAGUUUUAUUGAACAUUUUAAACCACAAGUCCUCCUGCAGGUUCUUCAAGAGGCAUCCCAGGAGUUUAGAUGCAUUGAUUCCUAUUAUCAUACCCAAGACAACUCUUUGCUUUUAGUUUUUCACAAUCCUAUGAACAUACAACGACUAAGUUCUGAAAAAUGGGAAAUUGCUCUCCAUUCUAAUGUUGGAUUCAGGAACUAUUUGGAACUUGUAGCUGACUCUAUUCAGGAAUGGAUCAUACAGGAAGAAGCAAAAUAUCAGGAAAAGAAAAUGGCUGAGGAAAUAGCAAAAACAGAAGCCUCAUCUCCUCCAAAAUCUGCUGUUUCUUCUCCAAAAAAAUCUAAAAAUCCCAAAGGAAGCAGCAAAACCAUUGCUGAGGAUGCAGACAAAGAGAAAGACAAGAAUAUUUUUAUCCUAGAAAACUCCCUCAAGGCUUGGAAGGCAGAACAGGACCGUAUAGCAGAAGAAGAGCGCAUAAAAGAAGAAAAGAAAUUAGAAAAAAAACAAAGAGAUUCUGGCAAAAAGAAAAAGAAAGGAGAGAAGCUAGAAAAAGAAGAUAGUAAGGCUUCCAAGAAGAAAGCCAGUUCCAAAGAGAAAACUAAAGAAGACACGUCCAAGUCCUCACAGCAGCAGGAAGAACACUUCCCACCAGCACCUGUUGAAAAAGUCUACCCGUUUCGAGGGUACAAUAUGGGAGAGAAUCCAACCCAAGUCUCCGGUACAAAUUACUUUUUGUAUCCCUCAGAUGGAGGACAGAUUGAAGUGGAAAAGAUAGUGUUUGGAAAAGGGCCAACUUUCAUAAAAGUGAAGGUGAAAAAGGACAAGCAUAAUUUCUUUAUUCAUAUAAAAGACCCCAAGAAGCUCCAAGGAAAAGUGAAAAGACGAGAAGACAACGAUUCUUCAGAUGAUGAAGGCAAAGUUAAAAAAAAGAGAUCAAGGACUCCAAAGACAGAAUGGGAUCUCCAUAAGAAGAGAAUGGUCAGCAAAUUUGGGUCUUUCUCUGCCACUCUGGAAAAUGGAAUUAAUCUCUCUAUAAGUUACCACGGACCUAGUGGAACAUCACCAGAUGAAAAGGAUGUUGAAUUAGAAGAAAUGCUGAACAUCCCUUCAGCACACACUCAGACUGUGAUUCCCACUCCUCCUACCCCACCUCAGAAAGGAAAAGGCAAAACCCCGAAGGGUAAAGAAAAGCACAAAGAGCCUCCCAAGGAAGAGGAGCCGCCACCUCCCGCUCCAAAAGAAGAGGAGAAACAGGAAGAAGCGGAGGCAGAAGCCCCUCCACCAGAGCCCCCCUUUAUUCCCACUUUCCAAAGAUUAAAUAUUUCAUGUCCUAAUGGGCUGGCAGUGACCUUCCUUGGCUACCUUUCUCCAGGUCCACACAUUGGGGAUGAUGAACAUACCUGGGACAUCAUGGUUCGGCAGAGUUAUCCCCAAAAGGUGAAGUACUCUCAGACGCAUAAAACCGUGACACCACCAAUAGAACAGGAGAUAUCCAGAGUUAUUAACAGUCAAGGGACUGUUGUCAAGUACAUGUUGGAUGGGUCCACACAGAUACUCUUUGCAGAUGGCGCAGUGAGUUACAGUCCAGAUUCUGGUCCUGUCUGUGCCCACUCGGACUCUUCUACAACCCCAGGUUCAACAGACUUGAGAUACUCAUUUUGUCUACCGAAGUCAGAAAAUGCCCCAUCUGAUGCCAUCAGCAUAAAGAAAGGAAAAGGUCACAAAAAUACAUCUCUUUUAUUACACAAGGGUGAUUCCCAUGACCAAACAUCUUUUCAACUCUCAGGAACUGGGGAAAUCCAGGUGGGCACUUGGUUUACUACCACACCUGCAGGCACUCGGAUUGGCACCAAAGGAUUGGAAAGAAUACCAGACCUGUCACCAUAUUUGUCCUUUCAAGCUACAGAUCCUGUUGAUGGAACGGUGAUGACAACUCGAGAAGACAAAGUGACUAUUGUGAUAAAAACUGAUGGGACAAGGAUAGUGGAUCACGCUGAUGGCACCCGAAUCACAACCUUCUAUCAGAUUUAUGAAGACACUAUUGUGCCUUCGACUGAGCAAGAAACAAAUGACUCCUCGUGGUCCAUCACCAGGCAAGUGAAAUGUAUGCGAAUAGAGAGCCCCCACUAUGCUUCUGUUAUUACAAACUGUGAGGACAGCAGCUGCUGUGCCACGUUCGGAGAUGGGACAUCAAUUAUUGCAAAGCCACAAGGGACAUACCAGGUGCUUCCCCCCAGCACUGGUUGCCUCUCCAUUGAUAAGGAUUGCUCAGCCAUUUAUUCCCAUGAAUCAAGCAGUGAUACCCUCUACCAGCCUUUCAGCCAGCGUGAGCAGCUGAGAGCCAGCAGGUACAUUAUGAAGCACACUUCCGACAUAAUCUGUGAAGUUCUAGAUCCUGAAGGAAAUGUUUUCCAGGUCAUGGUCGAUGGCACCAUAUCAACUGUCGUCCCUGAAGCAAGCUUGGAGGAGGAGACCAUGGAGGAGGAAAGUGAAGAUUAUGACAGCUUAUUGCCUGAUAAAGUAGAAAAAAAUCCUCUUCAAACUUAUGGUGAACAUGUCCCCAGAUUUUUUGUUAUCUAUGCGGAUGGCUCAGGAACAGAACUUCUUCGGAAUAGUGACAUAGAAGAGUAUCUAUCUUUGGCCUAUGGGGAAUCGACCACUGCUGUUCUGCAGGAGCCAGUAGAAGAAUAUCCAGGUGCUCUGAGCAUCACUGUUCUUCGUCCUUUCUAUGAAGUAUCUCCGUGGAUUAUGAAAAAAGAAUUAGACACUAUUGUUCCCACCAAUCUCCAGUCAAGACCCUGGAAUAAUUUCCCAGCAGUUGAGAAGAAAACACCAGGUCCCCCUUUUGGAACUCACAUUUGGAAGGGUCUAUCCAUAGGGAACAUGCCCUUGGCUUACCUCCCUGCACCUAUACGAAAGUGCCCCAAAGUGCUCCAGGUCCGGCAAUUCAUUCAGCAUGAGGUCAUUAAGAAUGAGCUGAAACUGAAGCUGCAGUUUUCUCUCAAGGAUUACAUAAAUCACAUCCUAAAGAAGGAGGAUGAAUUACAGGAGAUGACGGUUAAGGACCCACGGACAGAGGAGGAGAGAGGCAAUGCUGCAGACCUGCUCAAGCUGGUCAUGUCUUUCCCUAAAAUGGAAAAAACCAAAGAAGAUCACUUUACUGAAGUACACCUGGCAGAACUGUACAAGCGUGCAUUGGCUAGUCCAGAAAUAUCAGCCAGAAUAAACUGGGAUAAGUGGAGCCAUCCAAAACCCUCAGAGCGCUGGAAAGAAAAACUGGAACAGAACAGGCACGACAUCGAAGAAACCCAAAAUUAUUUGGCAGGGCUAAGGAAUCACAUAAUACCACCAUAUUUCCAGUCUGAAUUUGGCAAGAUAUUCAUGACCCAGUAUCAUAACCUGGAAGCCAUUUCUAAAAAACUUCCGCCCUUUCAGAAGAAAUUGCAAGACCUGAGCAGAAACUUUUCCCGAAGCACAUCUGACAUUGACCCAGAGUGUCAAUCAUCUAAAGAACCAACCCAAGAGUCUUCUGAAUUGCUCAGUCUUCUGGUAUCAGAGAGUUCACUAGAAACCAAGGAGUCCAUCAGUAUGUUCCCCAGUGAUUACUUUACAAAGUCUGAGAUGGUUGACUCUGAAUCAUCAUGGACGCCCUUGAAGAUUCCAACCCAGUCAUUGCUACAAAAUGCUGCUGGACAACCGAGGAAGGAGAAAGUAAAACUACCUAAUUACUUGAAAAGUUCUAAGCCAAAGAAGUCUCUACCCCUUAAGAAGGUGGAAGACUGUGUUGGGGGGAGAGUAAACACAUCCUCAGUUGCAUGUGCUACCAUGAACAGUGCAAAAACACCCCCUUUUGGCUUCCAUCUUCUUCCACCAGAGGUGAACUUUGGAGUCUUGAAGGAGGGACAUACCUAUGUAGCCACAGUGAAGCUGAAGAAUGUUGGUGUGGAUUUCUGCAGAUUUCAGGUGAAGCAGCCUCCACCCAGCACCGGACUGAAAGUGACUUACACACCAGGACCAGUAGCAUCAGGAUUGCAGGUGGACCUGCAGGUGGAGAUCUUUGCCAUGGCUGUUGGAGAGAACGCUAGCAAGGGAUUAGGAACCAUUUCCUACAACAUUGAGAUUGUAACUGAACAUGAAAUUCUACUUCUGCCUGUGAAGGCAACAGUUUUAACAUCUAUGACCUAUGACUCAAGACCAGAUGACUUUCCUGUGGGGAAAGAAAAUCCAAUAGUCCGUCGGAUUUCUACGGUCCCCAAGCCUCAUAAACUAUCUCAUAUGUGACUAUCAGACUACCUGCUGCAGAGAAAGAAGAAAACUAA
Molecule: messenger RNA, 6683 nt
Organism: Trichosurus vulpecula (common brushtail)
Lineage: Eukaryota; Metazoa; Chordata; Mammalia; Diprotodontia; Phalangeridae
Gene: SPAG17
Product: sperm associated antigen 17
Exons: 50
Coding region: 1-6645 (2214 amino acids)
Biological process (GO): axonemal central apparatus assembly; epithelial cilium movement involved in extracellular fluid movement
Cellular component (GO): axonemal central apparatus
Source: RefSeq, a predicted model, not a curated record